AUGACUGCCCGGGAAAUUAUGUUCGCCACGUUUGGCAUGGUCAUCCUCGAUACGAUAUAUUUUAAAGACGACUGGAAUGACCCGAUAUGUGAUUCACUCGGUGGCUCUGGAACAUAUAGCACACUCGGAGCACGCCUCUUCUGCGCAGGCGAGAGUUCUACUUCCAUCGGCUGGGUCACUCGUCUCGGAUCAGACUUUCCAGAUUCGAUAUUGGAGACACUGAAGUCCUGGAAUACUACUCUCCAUGUUGUCCGCGAACGCCCUGCCACUACUAGAGGGCAUCUAAGAUAUCUUGAUACCACGCUCGGACCGAAGACCUUUCGGCAUACUCAAAUGCCACUAUGGACUCUCCCGGAGCAUUUCUUGGACACUCGGCAGUUAUCAUCAAAAACCUUCCACUUCCUCGCCCGUCACGGUGAAAUCUUUAGGGACGUGCCAAAGUUACUAGCAAUGCGAGAGGAGUCGGGGAUAACAGAACGUCCAAAGAUUAUCUGGGAACCAUUCCCAGCCACCUGUACGCCUCAGUUUCUAAAAGAUUAUAUGAAAGCCGUCAAAUUGGUAGAUGUGUUCUCGCCGAAUCAUAUGGAACUCAACAGCCUUUUUGGUGUAGAGGUUCCAGAGGUGUUUGAUCGAGGGCUAUACGAAGGACUCGCUCGGAAAUUCUUAGAUAAAGGCAUAGGGAAGGAUGGGAAGGGGUGUUUGGUCCUUCGGGCAGGAGAACAUGGGUGCAUGGUAUUUACUCGAGAGAUGGAGCGACCACAUUGGUUACCAACAUACUAUGAAGUAGGGAACGAAAAGGUCGUGGACACCACAGGAGCAGGGAAUUCGUUCUUGGGGGGAUUUGCAAUUGGUCUUGUGGAAACUGGGGAUGUUAUCGAGGCAGCUAAAUAUGGAACAGUCGCUGCAAGUUUUGUAAUCGAACAAAUGGGAGUCGCAAAUGUCACACGGGAUGCAGAUGGCACCGAGUCAUGGAACGGGGAGGAUUCGGCCACCGUCUCGACGCCUGCAGGUAUCACGCCUUCCUCCCGUGAUUGGGAGAAGAAGGUUGACGAUGUCAGGCCUUCUAAAUCAGAUAUGAAUACUAUAGUCAUGAACUAUCUCAUCAUCGGGGGCUACCCAUCCGCUGCGAUGAAGUUUGCCCAAGAAGCAGGUCUUGAGUCGCAGAUAGACCUGACUUCCAUCGAAAAGAGGAAUCAGAUAUGCACCUCUAUCCAUCACGGAGAUAUAAAAACUGCGAUCGAACGCAUCAAUGAUUUUGAACCUGAGUUACUGGAAAUGCACCCCCGCCUACAUUUCGCUCUUCUGCGUCUCCAAUUGAUUGAACUGGUCCGUCGCAGCAUGGUGGACAAUGAUAUCGGGCCCGCUCUUACCUUUGCCCAGGACUAUCUUGCACCACGAGCACCCCAGUACCCAGAGUUCUUGAAGGACCUGGAACACACCAUGGCCUUGCUAUGUUUCCCGCCAGACCAGCUAUCACCGCCAUUGGCGAAAUUACUGGACCCAGAUAUGAGGAAACAGGUGGCGACCAUGGUGAACCAAACUAUCCUCGAGUCCCAGGAAGUGUUUUCAGAAGCCAAGAUCAAGAGUCUGGUGAAGUUGAGAGCAUGGGUCGAGGCUAAGGCGGCGCAGAGCGAGUCAGAGAGAUUGAGGAGCAUUCCACAUAUGGACCUAGGACUAGUUUCUCCCAAGGGAGAAUUUCCUGAACCUAGCCAGUAG
Orbilia oligospora ATCC 24927 is the source of this 1716-nucleotide messenger RNA. RefSeq lists its product as uncharacterized. The coding region runs from base 1 to 1716 and encodes 571 amino acids. The record is from RefSeq and is a predicted model, not a curated record. Lineage: Eukaryota; Fungi; Ascomycota; Orbiliomycetes; Orbiliales; Orbiliaceae. Gene Ontology annotation, molecular function: protein binding. The transcript is spliced from 6 exons.